Molecule: messenger RNA, 792 nt
Organism: Cylicostephanus goldi
Lineage: Eukaryota; Metazoa; Nematoda; Chromadorea; Rhabditida; Strongylidae
Source: the annotation of a GenBank genome assembly
AUGAGGUUUGCCCCUCUAGUCCUGAUUGGUGUGGCCCUCGCGGUCCACACCACCUUGGACCAAGUCCUCCUGAAGCCUCGCACUGAAUACAUCUUCCGCUUCGAAGGAGAUGUCCACACCGGCAUCCCUCUACCGACUGACACUGAAAUCUCGCGCUUCGAGUCGAUGGUGCAUGUGCAGACCCUCGACGACCACUACGCCAUCCUGAAGCUGAAAAAUGUGCGAUUUGCUACUGGAAAGGACGAACGCAAGGAGACCUUCAAGAACAUUGAAGACCUGAAGCUCCGCACAAUUGCAAGGGAGCAUCUCGAACUUCUCGAGCUGCCGGUGAGAUUUGCUUACAGAAAUGGAAUGGUGUCCGAGCUGCAGUUCUUCCACAACGACGAGACCUGGUCGAUGAACGUGAAGCGCUCGAUCAUCAACUUGCUGCAGCUGAACCUGCACAAGAUGGGACGCACAGACGAAACGAACAUGGAGCGAUACGAGAACGUUCGCGAGCUCAACAAUGACUACUUCACCGCCGUAGAGAGGACAAUCGAAGGCGAAUGUGAGGUGGCGUACACGAUCGUCAGGCGGGAGGAGGACAUCACUGAGGUGACCAAGUCCGUCAAUUUCAACAAGUGCACUCACCGCCCACUCUCCAUGUACAACUUCCGCUACCUGACCGAGUGUCGUGACUGCAAGGAGAACAAUGUCCUUGAACCAACUACUGUAUACACGUAUCUGCUUGGAAAGGAAGGAAUCAAGAACGUCGAUGUCCGCUCUGUCUACACCAUCACGAUGGAGAACCAG